Molecule: messenger RNA, 3396 nt
Organism: Sebastes umbrosus (honeycomb rockfish)
Lineage: Eukaryota; Metazoa; Chordata; Actinopteri; Perciformes; Sebastidae
Gene: orc1
Product: origin recognition complex, subunit 1
Exons: 18
Coding region: 227-3076 (949 amino acids)
Biological process (GO): DNA replication initiation; mitotic DNA replication checkpoint signaling
Cellular component (GO): nuclear origin of replication recognition complex
Molecular function (GO): ATP hydrolysis activity; chromatin binding; DNA replication origin binding
Source: RefSeq, a predicted model, not a curated record
AAGGAGGAAACGGAAACUACGCAAUUUUCGCGCGAAAUGUUAAUAUCUUCAGUGGUGUGAGUGAGCUGUGUGAGCUCUCUGAGGACUGUUUCUGGAAAAUCUUCCUUUUUUCGAUGCGGGUUUUGAAUUAAAUCCGUUUAACAGGCAAACAGAAGUUUUCCCUUUUUAUAUAUAAUAGAUUGUAUGUUAGUAUCUUAGCUGAAGCAGCUCACAGCGAGGAGACAGGAUGAAGUAUUUCACCAGACUGAGAGUCAGACGAGUCUACAAGUGGCCUAGAAAGCCUCUCAGUUUCAACAGGAAGUUAAAAAGCUAUGAAUAUGGCUCUUUGGCCAUCAGUGUGGAGGGUCUCCCGAGGAUCACCGUCAUUCAGACCGGCCAACACAUCCUCAUAGAGGGAGAGGAUGAAGACAGCCCGUACGUGGCCAAAGUCAUCAGGCUGUUUGGUGACGAGAGCGGGAAGCAGAAGAAGGCGGUGGUUCAGUGGUUUGCUCGUGUGUCUGAAGUGCCUUUGAGCAAAUUGAAGCUGCUGGGCAGAGAGCCUCACCCGCAGGAGAUCUUCUACUACCAGGGUCGCAGCUGUGACGACGAGGUGGACGCCGGGUCCAUCAUCAGACCAGUGCAGGUGAAGCACCUGGAUGGAGCAGCUCCGUUCCCGGACUCUGGCGACGGGGACACCCUGUACGUGAAGCUGUCCUGGGACUCCAAGGCCUUCAAAGUGCUGGACUCUGGUCUGGUGGAGUCUGAACUGGCUCCAGCUCCCUCCGCUCCUCCCCGUCCCAAAUCCUCCCUCCCCCUUUUACCCCCCUGCUCUCCGCCCGCAGCGGCCCCGGCGUCUCGUGGCCCCGCUCGACGCGCCCUGCCCACCCCAGACCUCGCAGUCAUGCGCCGGGCCGCCUCGGGGGAGGUGAGAUACAGCCGGGCCACGAUGAGCGCGGGGAAGGCUGGCACUGCAGAAGCAGAGUCGCUGCACUCCGCCACCAAACUGUCGACCUCGAAAUGUCUGAGCGCCAAGAGGAGGAACGCCUCGGCCAGUACGCCCGGCGUUCGCAAGAAACUGGAGCUCAGCAAUCCGGAGAAGAAGUCGAUGAUCAGAGAGGACAUCCUGAGCCAGCUGCUGGACGAGGAGCUGGAGUCAGAGCUGACUCAAAGACUGUCGGCCUCUCCCCCUCAGGCUCUGCCCCUCAACAACAGCCUCACCCCUCUCAGGAAGGCCCACAGAGCCCCCGGCGCUCAGGGCGCUUUCCCCUUGAAGCCCUCCGCCGUCGUCCUCAACAGAGUGUCUCCCUCCGAGACGAACAGUCCUCCAUCGACUGCCAGAGGCGACUCCACCAGUCCUCAGCAGGGUGAUGAUGUGAUGGAGGCAGGGUUACCGACCGGCUCGGUUAAGACACCCAGAAGAAGAACUGCCACGCCGAGGAGAAAGUAUUUCACCAGGGGGCAGAAAGCCACCACUCCUUCUCGAAAAAAAGAACCCAACACCCUGGAGGAACCAGCCCUGGGAGUGCUGGCUGAAGAGGAUAACGAAAACUCCCCGAUGCUGCCGGUCACCGCCACACCGAGGAGCUCUAAGAGGAAGUCGGCCCUGCUGGUGUCGUCUCGCAUCAGAAGACAGCUGAAUCUUCUGGACAACAAGCAGGACCUGAACUCCGAUGAAGAGGACGAGGAUGAGUUUGUUCCAUCCAAGAAGGAGCUGCAGAGCAGCAGUGAGGAUGAUGAUGAUGGGGAAGAGGAGGCAGGGCUCGAUAGUGAUGAGGAGGUAGUGAUUAAAAAGGGCAGACAUGCUGCAGCAGGGUUUAAUACUCCCCGUUCAAAGCAGAGAACUCGCUCCUCGACCCGAACGCCCCGAAAAACUCCAAACAAGAAGGUCACACCAGGCACGCCACGGACUCCGCAUCGCGCCACUCCCAGCAUCCCCAGCAGGUCGCUGCCGGCUCGACAGCCUGCUAAUGUUCUGGAGGAGGCCAGAACGAGGCUGCAUGUGUCCUCGGUGCCGGAGUCUCUGCCCUGCAGAGAGCAGGAGUUUCAGGACAUCUACAGCUUCGUGGAGAGCAAGGUCGUAGACGGCACGGGAGGGUGUAUGUACAUCUCAGGUGUGCCAGGCACCGGUAAGACGGCCACAGUCCAUGAGGUGAUGCGCUGUCUGCAGCACGCAGCCGACGUGGACGAGAUCCCUCCUUUCCACUUCGUCGAGAUCAACGGGAUGAAGAUGACGGAUCCUCAUCAGGCCUACGUCCAGAUCCUGCAGAAACUGACGGGUCAGAAGGCCACGUCCGACCACGCAGCAGCUCUGCUGGAGAAGAGAUUCAGCAACCCUGCACCCAGAAAGGAGACUACCGUACUGCUGGUGGACGAAUUGGACCUGUUAUGGACCAGGAAGCAGAACGUCAUGUACAACCUGUUCGACUGGCCGACGCGGCGUCACGCCCGCCUGGUGGUGCUGACCAUCGCCAACACCAUGGACCUGCCGGAGAGGAUCAUGAUCAACAGAGUGGCCAGCAGACUGGGUUUGACCAGGAUGUCAUUCCAGCCGUACAGCUUCAAACAGCUGCAGCAGAUCAUCAUGUCGCGGCUGAACAAGGUGAAGGCCUUCGAGGAGGACGCUCUCCAGCUGGUGUCCAGGAAGGUGGCCGCUCUGUCGGGCGACGCUCGCCGCUGUCUGGACAUCUGUCGCAGGGCGACGGAGAUCUGCGAGCACUCUGCCGCCGAUCCUUCGGCCACGGGAUUGGUGGGAAUGAGUCACGUGAUGGAGGCGCUGAAUGAGAUGUUUUCCUCCGCCUACAUCACUGCCAUCAAGUGUGCAUCACUGCAGGAGCAGCUCUUCCUCAGGGCGGUCAUCGCUGAGUUUCGGCGGCUGGGAUUGGAGGAGGCCACCUUCCAACAGGUGUUUGUGCAGCACCAGGCUCUGUGUCGGGUGGAGGGUCUGCAGCCCAUCAGCGUGUCGGAGGGCCUGGCGGUGUGUCAGCGUCUGGGAGCCUGCAGGUUACUGCUGCUGGAGCCCAGCCGCCUGGGAGUCCUGCAGCGAGUCCGCCUCAACGUCAGCCAGGACGACGUGCUCUACGCCCUGAAGGCCGACUGACGGAGGGGUCCUCUUCAGACUCCUUUAUCUGAACCACGUGAGACAUUAAACCUCAGUUAUACAAACUGACAUCAAACAGAAUUUUAAACCUUAAAUUAUUUAGCGCGUUAACUCCUCCAACUGCUCAGAUUGAGACGGAGAUCACACUUUGAGCAGAGGCAAAUAUAUGGAGUCAAAGAUUUUCCUUUUUAGUUUGUGAUGUCCCCAGUUUAAAAUGAGAUUUUUCUCUUUCUGGAAUUAUUUUUAACGUUGUAUAGUGCACCUUAUUUUUUAUGUUUCAAUACCUGAAUAUGCAAUAAAACACCAUCUUUAAUAUGAAA